Molecule: messenger RNA, 2772 nt
Organism: Epithele typhae
Lineage: Eukaryota; Fungi; Basidiomycota; Agaricomycetes; Polyporales; Epitheliaceae
Exons: 3
Coding region: 1-2772 (923 amino acids)
Source: RefSeq, a predicted model, not a curated record
AUGGGUCUCUCGCGCUACGAGUCCUAUGAUGGCCUCCCGGAUGCAUCAGGAUCAGCCCCCGAUGUUCCCAGCAUGACCACAGCAUAUGCCCGCCCCUCCCCCUCCCCUGGCCUUGCUGCCGUCACCGCAUUCUCUCAGGCCCGGUACGCCUCCAUCUCGACCUCCCCUCCCAUCCCAGACGCCGUCCCCGACCAUCUCGCCGACUCUCCCCCUCCCUCGAUCCUCCGCAAUCCCCAACCUCCCCCCGCACAGCCGCCCCCGCCCUCCCAGGAGUCCUCCCUCGACCGCCUGCUCGCUCCCAUGGACAACCAUCGCUCCUCCGGCCAGCGCCCUUCGUCGCGUCGCGCCCUUACACGCGCCUUGGAACUCGCCCGGGAAGCGGUAAAACUGGAUUCAACCAAUGACGACCCUUAUGGUGCUGUUAUGGCCUACGCGAAGAGCGUUGCUCUUCUGAGCGAAGUAAUGGAGCGCGUCAUGCGGGGAGAGGAUAGUACGGAGAGCCACAGGCGGAAGAACGGACGGCGAAGAAGCGUCGUCGCUCAGGAGGAGGAGGUUCGACGGCUCAAGUCCAUUGUGAGUAUCUACCUCUGCACCUAUGUUUGCGAUCUAAGCCACUGCCCUGCUCCGUCGCCGCACAUACAGCACGACACAUACGCGGAUAGGAUGAACAUCCUUAGCGUCGUGUACGACAUCCCCCUCCCCCCUCACUCACCGCCAGCAAUGUCCUCGAUGUCUGUCUCCAGCGAUUCUACCCGUCCCUCAUCGCCCGCGUCAAUAUCACCAACUUCGGAGGCUUCGGCAUCGGAUAUCGGCUCCCGCAACCGUUCCCCUUCUCGCACUCGCGAUCAUGACAAUCGGCACUCAAGCGAGACGAUGCGCGGUGAAAGCACGACGGAUGACGAGUCGGAGCUUCUGAGCAGGAACAGCAGUUACACAAGUCUAUCCCCUUCGAUGCGCUCCCUCCAAUCCCAACAUAGUCCGUCACCCAUACACCCGUAUGCCGCCGCGGCAUCCCCAUCGUUGGUGUCACCAAUAUCUGGUGCUGCCUCCGGCUCGCGUGCCUCCGUGAUUCGAUCCAGGUCAAGAGCACCGUCAACGCUCCCACCUCCAGCGCCGCUCCCCACAUCACUUCCUCCCCCCGCACCUUCACCUACGAAACCGGAGUACCCGGAACUGACGCCAACACACACCCUGCGGCCCGCAGAGAUGUCCACAAGGAGUCGUGGCAACUCUGUAAGCCACAAACGCAACAACUCAGGAAGUCGGCUGGCUGCGUUGCGGGAGGAGCCCGUCUACGGCAGUAGCUCCUCGACCACGCAGCAACAGCAACCACAGCGUCCGACAAUUGAAGAGCCUCCCCGUUCCAAGUCAAGGUUGAACAUUCAUCCACAUGGCGCCUCUCCACCCCUUCCGCCAUUACCCUCGCCUUCCCCGGAGCUUGUCACGCCCAAGACAGUCGAACCGGUUUCACCUCCUCCGGGCAGUCCUGGCAGUUUCAUGACGCCGCGACCCAGAGGAGGGUCCACCAUCUCCACCCGUUCGGAGGUCACUCCUAUGGCGAAAGCAACGCUGAUCAACGCGUCCCCAGCAUUAGGCACGAUUCACCAACGGCGUGGCAAGUCGUCCGCUCCGCCAGGCAGUGGAAGCGACGCGUCCUCCCCCACCGACUCCCCAAUUUCCGCCGCUUCUGUACCUAACAUGGGCUCUCGGAUAGCAUCCGCGUUGCCGUCGAGCACGCAGUCGAGUCUUGGCCUCGGCCGCAACCGUGCGCUUUCGCAGCCAGGACGACGCCCAUCCAUUGUAUCAGCUAACUCAUACCCCGCACCCUUCCCCGGCGCGCCAGCUGGCUCCCCCGCGCAACGGAAGGUUUCCAUACCCUCGCGGCUUAACCCAUCGCAGCCUCCACAAAUCACGGUCAACACCGCGAUUCUUUCCCCGCCUCUGUCGUUGUCGGGGCUCUCGCUCACCUCACCUGCGCUCGUCCCACCUCCGCCGAUACCCUAUGCCAAUAUUCCCGCCGCGCCGCUCUCACCGCUGCCCACGUCUGCGCCGCCAGACCCGACCCGGAAGCCGUACCACAUGAUGUUCCUCCUCCGGACGACGAUGACUUCCAAGACGGGCGGUUACAUAACCCGUCGACUGCACGUUCCGCAGGAGGUGUGGUCGCAGGGCGGUGCGAAGCUCACGAACGUGCCCGAGAAGAUCCGCGUCGUCGAGGUCCUCUGCUCUGCGCUGGAGGAGGUGCAGCAUUGGUCCGCGGAGUACUUCGGCGCUGGCAAUGUCAGCUCGGGGAUGGCUUUUGGCAUCGGCUCAAUCGGCCGCAAGGAGGGCGACCUCUGGGCGGCCAAGCUCGAAGAAUUCACGAGCGUGUGUGAUGGCGUUGUGGGGCAGUUUGGCAAGAAGCUCGGUGUCGGUGAGGGAUUCGCUACCAAGAAGAGCAGCGGGGUCACUUCGUGGGGUGGACGCCUGACGCGUCAACUCGACAAGAUCACGAACGGCAAGAACCUCGAUUCGCCCGCGUUGUAUGUUCAGGGCCUGUCGAGGCUCUUCAUGGUUGCCCAAAUCCUUGAUGAGCACACCAAGGCCGCCUCUCCGCAAAGUACCGCGCCUCUUUACGCCGCUUUCCCUCCCGACUGCCGCAACGCAAUCGAAAAUAAGCUCCGGCACGCGUCCGAAUUCUUUGCCAAGGUCGUCCUGACGUUCGUUAUCCGUGACAUGGCCCUUCUCCUCGACAAGUACGUCAAGAAGUGCGAGAAGUGGCUUGCGGAAUAA